AUGCGGCGCUUCGCCGUUGCUGGAGGCUGCGGGAGUGCGCUCUCGAGCAGCCCAGCCGUUGCGGUGGCGGGCGCGAACUUCCCCGCGGGCGCCCCGCUCGCCCUGACGACGGCGACUAGAGGCCGCUUUUACCGGCCGCUCGUGAACCAGGGCAUCAACCUCUGGCGCUACCGCAUGGGCCGCAUCCACAAGGGCUGGAACACGUGGGAGUACCAACACACGCGGCCGGACCCGCGCCCCUUUCCGGACCCCCCCGUCAACGACUACUUUGGCCGCUCCCGCCUCUGGAACCCCAUCGCCGGCAAGAUGGGGUACGUCAGGAAGAAGGCGGAGGAGUGGGGGUGGCCGCACCAGCGUCCCCCGCCGACCGGGCUGCGGCGCUCGCAGGAGUACUUUCCCUUUUUCUUUGCCCGCUACUUCCCCGACGCGGAGGUGCGACUAGUCCUGGACAGCGUUCUCAACAGGGAGACCACCCGCCCGGUGUUUUACGUCCCGAGUGACAUGUCCAGGGCGGAGCUGGUCAACUACCUCAAAAACAUCUACGGCAUCGACAACGUUGUGCGAAUCCAGGUGCGAAACGCGCGAGGUCGCCGCUACAAGAACGAGCUGGGCGAAAUCAAAGCGAUGGAUGACUACAAGAUCGCCGUCGUCGAGUUAGAUUCCCCCGUCUCCGUGGACUUUAAGCAGAUCAAGGGAACCGAAGACACACCCGACAGCAGACCCCAAACGCAGAUCAGCGGAAUAAAAAAAAAGCAAAGAAGAGAAGCAUGA
Messenger RNA from Trypanosoma conorhini, 771 nucleotides. RefSeq names its product putative protein kinase. The transcript has a single exon. Gene Ontology annotation, molecular function: structural constituent of ribosome. Gene Ontology annotation, cellular component: mitochondrial large ribosomal subunit; ribosome. Gene Ontology annotation, biological process: mitochondrial translation. The record is from RefSeq and is a predicted model, not a curated record. Bases 1 to 771 code for a protein of 256 amino acids. Lineage: Eukaryota; Euglenozoa; Kinetoplastea; Trypanosomatida; Trypanosomatidae.